AUGGGGUCGUUGGUAUCCAAACCCAGCCAAACUACCGCAAAAAUUGGGCGGAAAUUUCCAAUCAGAGAAUAUGGCGAUCGUGGUCCUCCGAAGCUUCAUAGAGUGGGACAAGAAGGGAGUAACCCUCGGAGUACAAAAUGCGAUGUUAUCUCCAAGGACGGGAAAGAUUCCGACAUUAUAUCAGCUGGCUUCUCUCAACGUUUACACAAAAUGGGCGUAGCUCGGCCGAAUCCAACCAUCUCCCCUUCAUCGAGAGCUCCUACAGAAGUGCGGCAUACAUGGAAGGGAAUAGAGAGAAAAUCUUUACCACGACCUACAAAUAACUGGACCCUUACCGUCAUGGAAACUCGGGAGUCAUUACAGCAGUUAAUGAACAAAGAAAUAACCAGCCCAGGCCAGGGGGCGCGUCGAAAGAGGCGGUUUGUUGAUAUGAGGACUUUGAUUGAUGUUAUCAAAAUGCGGAACAAUGGUGUACCAAGCGAAGACAUCGAAGAAAAGUUUGGGCUCCAGCCUGGAAUAACCAGAAAGAUCGGACAAGUUAGGAUCCCAAAAAGGAGUUCCCGAAACCACGGCAUAGUCAAAUACAAGACUCCGAACGAUCGCUACUUCUCAGGCUGGGGAACACCCACGGCGACCCAAAGACUUGUCGAUAAUAUAUGCUUGCUAGCUACGGCCUCCGCAGGUUUCAAUAGACGUAUGCUGCUAUUACACUUAUUGACUCCGCACGUUUUCUUGUUCUACCGCCGAAUUACGGACCUGGCCAGGAAAUCGGGUAUGAUUACUCUGGUAGCCAAGCAGGACGAUGACUUUAACUGCAACAGCUGGGGUCUCAACAUCGUCUGGAUCCAAUGUACCGUACCGCACGCCAGACAUAUAACAUGA
Molecule: messenger RNA, 882 nt
Organism: Ustilaginoidea virens
Lineage: Eukaryota; Fungi; Ascomycota; Sordariomycetes; Hypocreales; Clavicipitaceae
Exons: 3
Coding region: 1-882 (293 amino acids)
Source: RefSeq, a predicted model, not a curated record